AACGGCAAGAGGGGCGUCUCUAUUCUCGCCCGCGCUUUUGUCAAAGAUUCCUCUUGAAACGUGUGCUGCUGCAACCUGCACAUCUCUGUCUCUGUGGCCCUGACAUUCUCGCAAGAUUAGCUCGUGCGAUAAGACACAUACCUGAUGCACUACCGAGUCACCUUCUUCGACAGUCCGAGCAAAACUUUUCAAGUCAAUUUUGGAUCUUUUUGCGAUCUGAGUUUCCCGAAAUCAGUACCAACCUGGCUUGCAGCUUGAGGACCCACCUUCAUCUAAAUCGUGCAACUUUCAACAUCCUUUGAUCUCGAAGUGCUGCGAUAAGUCUACUGACAUCGUUCCACCAAAAGAAUGGUACAAUAAUAAGCUCGUUACGUGUUGCAUUCUUGCAUCUCUUUUGUAUUAAAGUGUCUUAUUCUAUGACUGUAUUCGAAAGGUUUCUCUCUCUCUCUCUCAGUUGCAUAAUAUAACAUAAGAGACCCCGCAAGAAUCUCUACUAGAGUGGUCUCAAGUUAUGGAAAUCCAUGAACAGCAAAACCUGAAAGCAAGAAAAGGGAGACCACAAUCACAACAACACUCACCAACGUCCGCUACUAUAUUGUCAUCAUCUUCGUCGCCUUCCUCACCAUCAUCUUCUCCUGAGUUCUCCUUUGCAAUCUCUCUAAGCCCUUCCUCGACCAGAGUCCCCCGUGGAGCCUCAGUGGCAGUCGACUUAUCACCGGCAGAUGACAUUUUCUUCCAUGGCCACUUGCUUCCUCUUCAUCUCCUCUCUCCACUUACCUCGCCGCCGCGUCCCGCAAGCCCUUUCAACCAUUUGGUUUACCCUGUCGGGGAAUCGGAUGAUCGGAGCACCAUCGGAGGCAGUAAUACUUCCAGCGGCAGCGAGAGCACGGUCAUCAGCGGAGAGAAAACUCAGUGGACCAAGAUUAAAGGCGUGAUGCAGAGGAGGAAGAAAUUCUUGUCCUUCUUUUCAUUCGUAUCGUUGAGGUCGGCAAAAGGACAUAAAUCUGGAGAAGAUAGAGAUAGCAAGGAGAAGAGAAAGAGAUGGUUAAAGCUUGAUCAUCUCAGAAAGGCCUUGAAGAGGGAAUCCAGAAUGACCGAUUCGCUUUUGCUGGGAGAGAGCAAAGAAGAUAUUGGGUUCGAUCCGGAGCCUGACACGUUUUCAGGGAGUUCAAGCUUUACGAAUAUGCAAGCGAGUUUCUCUGUCCCGGGAUCGAUGAUGGCAUCCCCAGAAAAUUAUGGUCUUCGCCUUGUUGCGAAGACGGAAACUGAUCGUAGCACCAUGGAAGAGUUGCAGGCGGCGAUUCAAGCGGCAAUUGCUCAUUGCAAAAGCUCCAUGGCCCUGGAAGAAAAGCACAAUACCUGAUAUUGUGCUUGGACAUGUCAAAAAUCGCUGUGUCGAGCUCAACUAAGUUCACCUCCUCUCGUUCUUGGUAGAAGGAGGCCAUACAUGUGUAAAUUCGGAGAUUCGCUAAGGGAGUACUUCCCCCUCGUGUUCUAGUCUUAAGCAGGUCAUGUCUAUAUUUGUGCUACUUGAUUUGAAAAGUUAGGGCAGCAUAUUAGAUUGGCUAACGCGUCGGCGUUCCAAAGUGGAUUCCUAAGUUGCACUAGUUUUAAUCCAUUUCCAUACGAUGUAAAUCAAGCAAGUUUGAGAUUCAAGAUCGUUGUUGGGAGUUUGGUUA
This is a messenger RNA of Syzygium oleosum, 1679 nucleotides long. RefSeq names its product BRI1 kinase inhibitor 1-like. Gene Ontology annotation, molecular function: kinase inhibitor activity. The record is from RefSeq and is a predicted model, not a curated record. NCBI's taxonomy places the organism in Eukaryota, Viridiplantae, Streptophyta, Magnoliopsida, Myrtales, Myrtaceae. Bases 512 to 1363 code for a protein of 283 amino acids. The transcript has a single exon. Gene Ontology annotation, cellular component: plasma membrane.